CGUCUCAGGAAAUCCCCUUCCGUCUUCCGCAGUGGGAGAUGACGUCAUCUGGCUGCAGCAUCAGAGCUGGAGCUUUGCUGAUGUGCGCAAAGUGGAAGAAGCUACAUGAUGCUCUCUAUUCCUGCUGCUGGAGUUGUUUUAAUACUAGCUUGGAUUCAUCCAAGUUACGCGCUCUAUUUCCACAUAGGAGAGACGGAGAAAAAAUGCUUCAUUGAAGAAAUUCCAGACGAGACCAUGGUUAUUGGAAAAUACAGGACCCAGCUGUGGGACAAGCACUCCAAUUCAUUCCUCGCAGCCACUCCUGGCCUUGGGAUGCAUGUGGAGAUCAAGGAUCCGGAUACGAAGAUUAUCCUCUCUCGUCAGUAUGGGUCAGACGGACGGUUCACCUUCACCUCCCACACGCCUGGAGAACAUCAGAUCUGUUUGCACUCUAACUCCACCAAGAUGGCUCUGUUUUCAGGAGGAAAACUGAGAGUACAUCUGGAUAUUCAGGUGGGAGAACAUACCAACAACUACCCUGAAAUUGCAGCUAAGGACAAACUCACCGAGCUGCAGCUGCGAGUCCGACAGCUGCUGGACCAAGUCGAACAGAUCCAAAAGGAGCAAAACUAUCAGAGGUAUCGCGAGGAGCGGUUUCGCAUGACGAGCGAGAGCACCAACCAGCGUGUCCUCUGGUGGUCCAUCGCUCAGACGCUCAUCCUCAUCGUCACCGGUGUUUGGCAGAUGAAGCACCUCAAAAGCUUCUUCGAGGCCAAGAAACUGGUGUGAUGUCUGUCCGAGCAACGGCGGCAUUCGGAAACGAUAUAAACAACGAGUAGAUGGACUUGCCUGAGCGGAAUGGAGAGAGAGCGAGAGAGAGACGCCCACCGUGGUCUUAAUAUCAGCCAUAAAUGGUACGAGCAAAUUCAGAGGCAGUUAUCAAUCUUGGGCGAUGUUGAUUCAGAUUGCCUUUUUUGUCGUUGUGUUUGUUGUGUUCUCUUGACAACACUGGACAUGUCAUCUUCCUAUCUUCCUUUUCAAGAAGAAAGCAGAGACAACAUUAGUGAUCUGAGAUUGUUUUUAUGGUCAAAUGUUAAAGCUCUUACAAGUGAUAACCUGGUAGUUUAUUUAUACAUGAUUUUAUGUAGUCAAUUUGUUUGUCAUUGUUGUUGCACAUUUUUAUUUUCGGGUUUUGUAACUUCUAACACUAUUGAUUACUUAUCCCUCCAUUUUCAAAGUUUCUAUAUCAGAAAUUUGAGUUUCUUUGUGGAUGGUUCCCUGCAACUCUCUUUAUAAGUAAAAUAAAUGAUCAGUUCACUGCUUUCAUUAAAUUUGGAUGAUGUAUUCAAUUUUAUAGCAUUUGAAAAAAAUAAAUGGUAAAAGAAUGUUGAAAAAAGUUUAAAAAAACGUCAGAAAAAAGUUUGUAAAAAGCGUCAAAAACGUCAAAAGGUUACAAAAACAAUGUAAAGAAGUGACAAAAAUGGUGGGGAAAGCAACACGUGUUGAAAAAGAUGACCAAAACGUUGAAAACAAAGUUUUGUAUUAUUAUUUUUCGACCCAGAAAAACAAAAAGUUGCAUGGUUCGACGGGAAGACAACACAAGGGUUAAUCACUAACGCUUUACUUUAACCCUCGCAUUUAGCACGUGUAAGCAGUAUACAAACCCU
Messenger RNA from Sander lucioperca (pikeperch), 1646 nucleotides. RefSeq names its product transmembrane p24 trafficking protein 4 (gene tmed4). The record is from RefSeq and is a predicted model, not a curated record. The coding region runs from base 106 to 768 and encodes 220 amino acids. The transcript is spliced from 5 exons. Gene Ontology annotation, cellular component: endoplasmic reticulum; Golgi apparatus; endoplasmic reticulum-Golgi intermediate compartment. Gene Ontology annotation, biological process: intracellular protein transport; endoplasmic reticulum to Golgi vesicle-mediated transport; positive regulation of canonical NF-kappaB signal transduction. NCBI's taxonomy places the organism in Eukaryota, Metazoa, Chordata, Actinopteri, Perciformes, Percidae.